Diceros bicornis minor is the source of this 840-nucleotide messenger RNA. It is a transcript of the gene LRRC10, whose product is annotated as leucine rich repeat containing 10. The transcript has a single exon. The coding region runs from base 1 to 840 and encodes 279 amino acids. NCBI's taxonomy places the organism in Eukaryota, Metazoa, Chordata, Mammalia, Perissodactyla, Rhinocerotidae. The record is from RefSeq and is a predicted model, not a curated record. Gene Ontology annotation, molecular function: protein binding.
AUGGGGAACACCAUCAGGACCCUGGUGGCCUUCAUCCCUGCUGACCGCUGCCAGAACUACGUGGUGGGAGACCUCCGGGAGAUGCCGCUGGACAGGAUGGUGGACCUGAGCGGGAGCCAGCUCCGCCGCUUGCCCGUGGUGGUGUGCUCCUUCCGGGGGCUGGUCAAGCUCUACCUGAGCGACAACCACCUCAGCAGCCUGCCUCCGGAGCUGGGGCAGCUGCAGAGUCUGCAGAUCCUGGCCCUGGACUUCAACAACUUCAGGGCUCUGCCCCAGGUGGUGUGCACCCUGAAACAGCUCUGCAUCCUCUACCUGGGCAACAACAAACUCUGCGACCUCCCCCGGGAGCUGAGUCUGCUCCAGAACCUCCGGACCCUCUGGCUGGAGGCCAACUACCUCACCCGGCUGCCAGACGUGGUCUGUGAGCUGAGCCUGCUCAGGACGCUGCACGCCGGCUCCAACGCCCUGCGGCUGCUGCCGGGCCAGCUCUGGCGCCUCCGGGAGCUGAGGACCAUCUGGCUCUCGGGCAACCUGCUGACCGACUUCCCGCCCGUGCUGCUCCACAUGCCCUUCCUGGAGGUGAUCGACGUGGACUGGAACAGCAUCCGCUGCUUCCCCAGCCUGGCCCACCUGUCAGGUCUGAAGCUGGUCAUCUAUGACCACAACCCUUGCAGGAAUGCACCCAAGGUGGCCAAAGGCGUGCGCCGCGUGGGAAGAUGGUCAGAGGAGACGCCAGAGCCCGACCCCAGAAAAGCCAGGCGCUACGCGUUGGCCGAGGAGGACAGUCAGGAGGCACAGCUACCCGCCCUGCCUCCUCCUCUUCUUCCCACCACAUCCUGA